GCUCAACGUCUGGAUGCCAGAUAAUGUCUAGUCCCCAAAUUCACUUAACGUAAAACAUAUGGAAAAAUGCGACAACUGUUACGUUACCAGACUUUUCGGUGCAAAGCAUUCCGUUCGUUGUGUUGUUUGAAAAAGGAGAAGAAAACCUAGGUGUCUCGUUUUUGUGUGUAAAGAGACUUUGAAAUCUGUGAGUAUGUAGGACUGAUUUGUGCACUGUUAAUAUGGUUUACUGUGUUAAUCAGCUUGGUUACAGUUGAGUCGAUGACAAGAAAUUAAACCCGUCAGGAAUGGAUUUGAUCAUUCACGGCAAAUCAACCCCAAGACCAACACGCCAGGAAGCCACCCAAGGCAAGUCAACAACAACCGCUGGCCUGAACCCCACCCAAAAAGGGCCCAACUAUAGCACCCCUGAUGCACCCAGGGAGGGGCCCAAACCGGCCGCUCUUCGCACUACUCUCUCUACUAACAAUUCUAACAAUAAGGCAAGCGUGAUAACUCAAGCCAAGCUUGACAAGAUCCAGAAGGUCGUCACGCCAAGGCCACGUUCCAGGAUGCAGUACCCAAAACCUGAAGGAGUUCCCUCUCUCAACCUCGGCAAACUGCAAGACGGAGACAACUCGUUACAGAACCCAGUCAUGGGCUAUGAGGAGAAGCUGGAUCCCCCAGACACAGCCAGUACUGUCAGUUGGGGAUAUCACGAGUACAGUCCGGCAGCAAGAUCUCCAGCCAUGAAUGCCCCCUUUGCCCUCCACCACACCCCUACCGCGGGCCGACCCAGCAACCGCAGCCAACGACCGGGCAGUGUGCCACGACUUGACCUGCAAGGAAAACACAAGUCCGCUUUGACUGAACCAGCUGUGCCAGAGAACCUUCCCCCUCCCUCUGAUCGCCAGAAGCAGCAGUUCAAACAGCUUGAGCAGGACAGGAAAGAUGAGUUGAAGCAGUGGUCCCAGAGGGCUGGCCAACCAAAGAAGCAACUGAAAGCCCCGUACAGAACUGACAAUGACGCUGACGAUGAUGUAGAUUUGAACAGCAGUCAGAACAAGCAAGACAAACGAGUCGAUGCGGAAGCCCUGGCUGCUGAGAGAAGGAGGCAGGAGAUUGAACAGACUGUUUUAGUGGAUCAGCUUUCAAGGAGUGUCUUAUGCGAUCCAGAGCAGAACCAACGAUGUGACACCCCACUGUCUGGAACCACCUCACCGUUUGGCCAACCGAGACCCAAAAUGAGGACACUUCAUGACUCCAAAGUUCGGACAACAGGGACAGUGACGGAGAACCUUCUGGACAAACGUUUGACCUUCAACGCUCGGAUCGUGACGAGAAGUGGUCACGAUGCCCUGCGGGAGCUGUGCGGAUUCUACUUUGACUUGGACAAGACCAUGACGGUCUACGAGUAUCGCCAGUUUGGCUCAAAAUCAAAAGCCUUGCCCUUCAUCCAGAGAGGGAAAUACUGCCAUGUGAUUGGCCGAAGAAAAGGCCGGCCGUACGUCGUGCAAGACAUUUCCGCAGGAGCCACUUUGACCUUUGACUCGGAAGGUCAGCCCUCCAUCUCGUCCGCCUUGAAGGCUAAACCCGUUCUCCUGAUCAGAAUCACCCACGUGGACGAGAAUACUAAAGAGAAACUAGUAUUCAAACACGGCAGGGUUCCCUACGACCCCCAGGAGUAUCACGCAAUGAUGAAUCCACCAAUCACAAAGCAGGAAGCUGCCGACAAUAAACUCAUAGGUCAAGUACAAGAUUCUGUUAGAGCUCAGAUUCGUAAGCGAGCCUGCAAGACGUUAACCGGCCUGGGCCGUCACUUCAAACAGUUGGAUAAAUCGGGAGAUGGCGUCCUGAGCAAAGAGGAGCUCAGACUAGCGUUGGAUACCUAUCACAUCAAAGUGGACCAAAACUUAUUUGAGUUGUUGUGGUUAGUUCUGGAUCAGAAUGAGGACGGUGCAAUAGACUACAGUGAAUUCCAUCGAGCGUUCAUCGGGGAGAUGAAUGAAAGGAGGAAGACACUUGUCAGAAAGGCAUUUCAGAAAAUUGAUGCCAACAAGUCGGGAACAGUCAGCAUAGAUGAGCUGAAGAAAUUCUUCAAUGUGCAAAAGCAUCCGCACGUUGUACAAGGUCUGGUUACGGCCUCAGAGGUCAUGAAUGGUUUCCUGGAACUCUUUGAUCGACGUGCAAAGGAACUCACGUAUGGAGAAUUUGAGGAUUACUACGAAGGCGUCAGCGUAUCAAUCAACAAUGACGAUGAUUUCAUCGGUAUGGUGUCUGCGUGUUGGACAUUAUGAAUAGGAAACUGGAUAGUAAUGCCAAUAGGGAGAGAUGUGAUUUGUGGACAAAUAUCAAAAUUUAUUCUACCAGGACGUAUUUCUCAAUUGUAGUUGUAAUCAUGUACAUCCAGUACCUACUUUGCUUAAAGACAAGUAGGAAAAUUGGUAAAUACCCAGAAACGCACCUACCGAUUUAAUGAAAAAAACCUCGCUCAAAGUGAAGAAAAGGAAAUUAGUCCGCCUGAAAUCGUAUCAUUCAAAAGAAAAACACUAUGUGUGAUGGGGGAAUGGCUGUUGGUGGCUCCCUGCUCCCACAAGUCACCGCAUCUUUACUUAAAAUGCUUCAGCAUACAUAGAAAUAGAAACUGUAAAGUUCUUGAGUGUGGCUUCUUUCCUAUGGGAGCCAGGUGGGGACGAGAGCCUGGCUCAAAGCACACAUAUAAACAAAGCGUGACGUCAUUGUCUAACAUGUAGGUCUAUUGCAGUAGAGAUAUUUGCAAUGUCCAGCCCUGUUUGAAGUAGAAAGAUUGCGGGUAACACCAUGUGGAAAGUAAUCUCUUCUUGGAAGAAGUGUGGUUCUGAAAAGAACCGGUUGGUUGAGUGUAGAACUCGACGUUUCGGACAGUGUGCUCUGUCCGUCCUCAGGAAGGGGAGUCAGUUUAAUGUUCAAUAUGCAAUCUUUCUCCUUUAUCUCAUCCGCCAUGCAAAGCUUCAGGUCAUAUAUACAGCCUUGUUUACUUUAACGAGAAAAAUCACAAUAAAGUAUUGCCUUCCCCUUGAUGCCUCGUUUUCCAUUUCAAUUUCCAACCAAGCAAACAUGCCUUUAUUUACUGACCGAUCGGUCAAUCAAUUUGUAGACAACUAUCGUUGCAACGUAUGAUGAACAAACUCCUUACUUUAGCUUUGAUGUCAACAUCAUCAACAUGUAUGUAUAUGUAGAAUCGGAAAUGUUGUGGAUUUCAUGACUCACUCCAUGGAACAAAUUUUAUACAAGUUCAUUUAAGUCAUUCCUUCUAUGAUUCAGUACAGCUUUCUGUCACGAAUGCAUGAGAUACUAAAGGAGUAUUAGUUUGACGAACGAAUAAAUUAUGAAAUAUUAAGUACGAGUUGGGACUAUUUAAAGCUUCUUUUUAAUGUUCAACAUGCUGAUGUACAAUGUUCAAUAUAAUUUAUGUACAAUUUGAAAAUUUUAAAAAUAAAUAUUCAGUCUCAAAAUCAA
This is a messenger RNA of Patiria miniata (bat star), 3477 nucleotides long. RefSeq names its product calcyphosin-2-like. Gene Ontology annotation, molecular function: calcium ion binding. The record is from RefSeq and is a predicted model, not a curated record. Lineage: Eukaryota; Metazoa; Echinodermata; Asteroidea; Valvatida; Asterinidae. Bases 288 to 2276 code for a protein of 662 amino acids. The transcript has 18 exons.